Molecule: messenger RNA, 1226 nt
Organism: Nematolebias whitei (Rio pearlfish)
Lineage: Eukaryota; Metazoa; Chordata; Actinopteri; Cyprinodontiformes; Rivulidae
Gene: max
Product: myc associated factor X
Exons: 5
Coding region: 143-643 (166 amino acids)
Biological process (GO): positive regulation of transcription by RNA polymerase II
Cellular component (GO): RNA polymerase II transcription regulator complex
Molecular function (GO): DNA-binding transcription factor activity; protein dimerization activity
Source: RefSeq, a predicted model, not a curated record
AGUUCUGUCCAAACAGAACGUGAGCUGAUGCUGUUGUAGUGUUGCUAGCUGUCCGUGUGUUAGGCGCUCCACUCGGUGCUAAACUGAUUCAUGCUGCUUUUAUAGCCGCCCGUUCCUUUAAACCUAAACUUUUUGUCGAAGAAUGAGUGAUAACGAUGAUAUCGAAGUCGAUAGUGACGAAGAAUCACCGAGAUAUCACUCUGUGGCAGACAAACGGGCACAUCACAAUGCACUGGAGCGCAAACGUAGGGACCACAUCAAAGACAGCUUUCACAGCCUCCGGGACUCGGUACCCUCCCUGCAGGGAGAAAAGGUUGGUAAAGCUCAGCCUGCAUCUCGAGCUCAGAUCCUAGACAAAGCCACAGAGUACAUCCAGUACAUGAGGCGGAAAAAUCACACGCACCAGCAGGACAUCGACGACCUGAAGAGGCAGAACGCUCUGCUGGAGCAGCAAGUCCGCGCUCUGGAGAAAGUGAAGGGCUCUGCGCAGCUUCAGACCAGCUACUCGUCGUCUGACAGCAGUCUGUACACCAACCCCAAAGGCAGCGCUGUGUCUGCGUUUGACGGCGGCUCCGACUCCAGCUCCGAGUCCGAGACGGAGGAGCCUCCCACCAGGAAGAAGCUGCGCAUGGAGGCCAGUUAAGAGAGCUGAUCAGCCCAAACCUGGCUGUGGGUCGGUGUCGCACAAGGAAGGGCGAGAGGGAUUCAUCGUCCAAAGCUCUCAAAACGACCUUCACCCCCUCGUGCCACAACGCACCCCCCAUAGUCUCCCUCGUCCUUUUCUUUCCAUCUCCUGCUGGGCUCGUACCGGAGGCUCGUGUGUCAUGAAAUCUCACACCGCCGCCACAAUCGUUUCGACUCCUCCAUCAGCGGAGGAGAGGAAGCAAGCAGGGAGGAAGACGACCGCUUCGGUCUAUCUAGAGAGCUUCAGGUUUCCCCAGAUUCCCCCAUCCCUCUUCUUCUUUUAGUUUGUUUCUUCAUCAUCUGUGCCCCAACCCGUUUUCUCUCUUAGCAACAACUACAAUCCAAAACUCGAAAAGAGGCAGCUUGGUUACUUAAAGACUUGAUGCUCUUUUGUACCCGCAGUUAAGCCCCUCCUCCUCCUCAGGUCGAUGUUUGGGCAGGAGGAAGAGCCAGGUGUACUCUUCCAAGCACUGCUUUAUUAUUAAAUAUUUUUGUUAUUGUAAAAAAAAAAAAACUGUUUAGAAUUUACACACCAACACACA